AUGGACGCCGUCGCCGAGGAUGCCGUGGCAUCUAGUACCAAUAUUCAUCAGAUUCAGGAGGGUGACCUCGUGAGGGUCGGGCCGAAAGGCGACCAUGGCACGGUGGCCCAUCUCCCGGGGCUAUACUACACCGGCCAACCUCUUCUCCCAGCUGCCACGUUCAGGAUUUUCCGUGUCGACGGCACAAUGGAGACCGCAGAGGCACGCGACAUCACCAUCAUAGACAGGGGCUACUUCCGCAGUGGCCAGUUCGUCGUGUCGGCGUCAGAUAUUCAUGGUCGGGUCGGCGUCGUCACGGAAUCCAACACCACGCUCGACCUCGUGAAGCUCGUCGGCCACGGGGAGCCACCGGUCAUGGCGAUGACCGGGGUGGCACCGGGAUGCCUGCGGCGCGUCCGGGAGCUCUGCCUCGGCGACUUUGUCGUGUCCGGGCCGUGGCUCGGACGGGUUGUCAAGGUGCCCCUCGAGCUCGACGUGGUGUUUGACGACGGCGCCCUCUGCAGGGUCAUCGGCGGCACGCCGUUGACGAAGCUAUGCCCAGUCGUGGCCACAAACAAACGCAUUUUUCACGACCGGAUGAAAUCGAGCUUCUACCCGGGCCUGCGUGUCACCUCGCCGGCGGACGGCUUCAAGUACUGUCGGUGGCUUCGUGGAUACUGGAAGCCCAGCCGCAAAGUGGGCACCAUCGCCAAGGUUCAGAUCAUGGGAUCUCUCGUCCACUGGAUCGCCUCUAAGCACCACGGCGCCGACCCGCGGCUAGUCCAGGAGUCCGCUCCUCCCGCCUACCAGGAUCCUGCCGAUUUGACCUUCUUCUGCUCCGCCUACGAUUGCUACUGGGGCGUCGGGGAUCGCUGCUUCCUUCGAGACACACAAGAACAAGGACCCAAGGAGGAGAACACGAUGCACCACCGGAAGCUCCUCCACCUGGAUGGGCGUAGGCGGACGCGGCAGAGGCAGCCGGCGGAGGUCGAGCAACCCAUGAGCGUCGCCAGCACCCGCACCACCGUCGACGUGCUCUGGCAGGACGGCACGAGGCAGAGUGGGGUGCCGUCCACUUGUCUUCUCCCCUACCAGAUGACGAGCGAGCACGAGUUCUUCCCGGGGUUCUACGUUGUCGACGGCGUGGCGCCCGGCGCUAACGCCGCAGCCGAUGAUGUACCCGUCGUAGACAAUGCUACUGGUGCACAGACUACUGAGACCAGGCGCGUCGGCACUGUCCGAUGCGUGAACUCCGAGGACCAGACAGUAGGCGUGUCAUGGUUCAAAGAGUCGUCGAGCCCCGACGAGGCCACAGAGAUCGACACCGUGAGCGCCUACGACUUGGCAUUGCAGCCAGGUCCCCAUGCUUUCUAUGGACAUGUCGUCAUACGCCGGCCACCGUCGGGAUAUCCUGAUGCCAGCGAGGUUAGAGCAGUAGCCGAUCUUUCUUGGGUCGGCCAUGUUGUCGACCUUGUUGAUGGGCGUAUCCAAGUCAAGUGGGCCGACAGCACCGUGUCAAUGGUGUUGCCCGAUGAGAUUAGUAUCGUCACUGAGCUGUACUACUGGGAACUAGAGGCUGAAAUGGUCGGUGACGGCGACGACUGGGUGGAGGUUAACAGCGUCGACCAUGAGCAUGAAGAUGAGGAUUCGGCUAAUAGUCUGUACAAUGAACCACAAAACCCACCUGAAGGUAGCAAUGUCCAGGGUGACAUUGAUCCAGUGAAUGAGGAGGACGGCGAUUUGGUGGAUGAAGAUGACAGUACAGCAACAAAAGCAAGCCGGAAGGUUGCUAUCAUCCAGUAUAUGUCCCAACUGGCACGCCAAGUGUUGGCUCAAACCAUGAGAUAUUUUGGCAAUAGGUUGUUGUCGUCGUCACUUGGCUCGGAAUUAGCUGGAGGGACGGCCAAUGAGGGAGCUCAUGUGGCUGUACCUGAUGGUCAUCACAGUACAAGCAAUCAUGAUGCGAUUCACGCCAUACCGGCUGCACUAACCAGCAACGACACAUGUGCUGAUGAUGAUGGCUGUGCCGAGAAGGUCAAAAAUAUUGAACACCCCACCGGUGAUGAAGAUCAGUUUCACUUCCCAUAUUUUGAUGUUACGCAUAGCCCUCUUGAUCACCAUUACAUCGACAACGUGGGGCAGGGCCCUAGUGGUGGAAAGAGGUGGGUCAAAGCAGUGCAAAAGGAAUGGAAAAUACUGGAGAACAACAACUUGCCAGACACCAUAUAUGUGCGAGUGUUCGAGGAUCGCAUGGACCUGCUCAGGGCCGUGAUAGUUGGUGCGAGCGGGACACCCUACCAGGACGGGAUCUUCUUCUUCGACCUGCACCUGCCGCCAUCGUAUCCUGAUGUGCCUCCGAUGGUGUACUACCACUCAUUCGGUCUCCGCCUCAACCCCAACCUCUACAACUCUGGCACAGUGUGCCUCAGCCUUCUCAACACCUUUGGUGGAGAGGCAUCUGAAGUCUGGUCACCAGCUACAUCCAGUCUCCUGCAGGUCGCCGUCUCUAUCCAGGGUCUAAUACUCAACGACCAACCAUACUACAAUGAGGCCGGUUAUCAAAGCCUAGUCGACAAGCCAGAGGGAUGCCGCAAUGCAUUGCCAUACAAUGAAAAUGCUUACUUGCUCACCCUUCGGACCAUGCUCCACCUGUUGCGACGACCGCCAAGUGGAUUUGAGGGAUUCGUCAAGGAUCACUUCUGCCGCCGGGGGAGGUUCAUUCUUCGAGCAUGUGAGGCAUACCUAAGAGGGUGUGUAGUUGGCAUGCUCGAUGGUGAUGCAUGCGCCACCAAAGGAAGUAAGGAGGAUAGAUCAUGCUCGACCGGGUUAAGACUGGCGCUUUCCAACGUGUUGCCAAAGCUUGUGGCAGCACUAGCAGAGAUUGGCGCCGAGGGGUGUGAGUGUGACAAGUUCCACGAGCUGCAUGACCUGCUUAUGGGCGGCGAUAGAGUGCAACGUGCUUACUAG
Molecule: messenger RNA, 2946 nt
Organism: Aegilops tauschii subsp. strangulata
Lineage: Eukaryota; Viridiplantae; Streptophyta; Magnoliopsida; Poales; Poaceae
Source: RefSeq, a predicted model, not a curated record